AUGUCCUCACAAAAAUCUAAAGAAGUACGUCGUCUUCUCUCCACGACAUUGCAGCAACGUCAGCAAAAAGCUUCAAGCUCAGUUGCUUCAAGAGUGAAUCACCCUUUUGCUAAAUAUGACGACGGUAACAAGCUCAUCUGUAUUGUAUGUUCCGUUCAGAUUAAAAAUUCUGCAUCCUGGAACACACACUUGAUCAGCUUGGGUCACAAGGAGUCCUUAAAAAGACUAAAAGGUGCAAAGGAAAAAGUAGUAGAUUCUUCAAAUACCAAUAAAGACCGAAACAAAAUAAAAAGUACCAUUCUUCCCUUCAAUGCGGCAAAAAAAACUGGCACGGAAAAUGUGAUUACUUUACUAUCCGAAAAUGAUAAGAAGAGGUCAAUAGAGACGGAUGUAAAUGAUGACAAUAUCAAGGAAUCGUUAGUCGAGUAUGGUUCUGAUGAGGGUGAUGAGGAAGACGAACAAGUGAAUCCAAGAGCAAAAAGGGUCAAAUUCGAUAUUGAUGGAGCGGUAUCUCAAAUUUCCCAGGACGCGGCUUUACCAAAUGACUUCUUUGAUAACAAUGCUAAAAUGGAUGAAGACAACAAAGAAAUUUCUAAUGAAGUGUCCUCUGCUGAAACGCAAGAACAGAUUUCUGACCAAUUGAAUAUGGAUAUAGAUAAAACACAAGCAAAAGACUCGGUCGAGACAAUAGAUCAAAUGCUUCCGGCCGACUUCUUUGAUGAUCCAUCGAAAACUACAUCACAUAAAUCCAUGAAUGUAGCCCACCAGGAAACUAAAACCGAAAUAGAUGAGCAAGAGUGGGUGCAAUUUCAAAAACUCAUCUCCAAAGAAACACAAGUCAGUAAUCAAAUCGCAUUUGCGGAAGAGGAAGAAUUACAACGGGACAGGGAUGAGAUGCUAGAAAGAGAGCAAGAGAUGUGUUUCGAAAGGUCGGAACGACUAAAGGCUGCAGCUAAACGUGUCAAAGAAACCAGAGAAAAGAAGAUGAUCGAUGUUAUCGAAAAGAGAAGCACGGAAGAACAAUUUAUGUUUUCAUGGCAAAUAAAUAAAAAUUGUUAG
Molecule: messenger RNA, 1059 nt
Organism: Acaulospora morrowiae
Lineage: Eukaryota; Fungi; Glomeromycota; Glomeromycetes; Diversisporales; Acaulosporaceae
Source: the annotation of a GenBank genome assembly